CGCUGAGGCCCUGCAGAGCAUGUUCCUGCUCAUGAGCCCGCGGCAGCUCUAUGAGCACUUCAAGGACGAUUACGAGAUCCAGGACAUUGGCUGGAGUGAGGAGAAGGCAGCCGCCAUCCUGGAGGCCUGGCAGAGGGAGUUUGUGGAGCUGGCACAGGAAUGCCUCCCGCAGAACAGCUCCCAGCGCGUCCACGCCUUCUCCACUACCACGCUCAGCGACAUCAUGAAGUCCUUCUCGGACGUGAGCGCCAUCCGCGUGGCCGGAGGCUACCUCCUGAUGCUGGCGUACGCCUGCGUGACAAUGCUGCGCUGGGACUGCUCCAAAUCCCAGGGGGCCGUGGGCCUGGCCGGCGUCCUGCUGGUGGCCCUGUCUGUGGCGUCAGGACUCGGGCUCUGCUCGCUGCUGGGGAUCUCCUUCAACGCAGCCACCACCCAGGUGCUGCCAUUCCUGGCCCUGGGCAUCGGGGUGGACGAUAUGUUCCUCCUGGCUCACGCCUUCACCGAGACCAGCCAGCACGUCCCCUUCAAG
Terrapene triunguis (Three-toed box turtle) is the source of this 529-nucleotide messenger RNA. RefSeq names its product protein patched homolog 2-like. Gene Ontology annotation, biological process: smoothened signaling pathway. The transcript has 4 exons. Gene Ontology annotation, cellular component: plasma membrane. Gene Ontology annotation, molecular function: hedgehog receptor activity; smoothened binding; hedgehog family protein binding. The record is from RefSeq and is a predicted model, not a curated record. The annotation marks the transcript as partial. NCBI's taxonomy places the organism in Eukaryota, Metazoa, Chordata, Testudines, Emydidae.